UUGACAUUGCCCGCUGCUGCCCUGCUAUCAUUUUCGUGGUUAGGUUAGGAUUAGUGUAUAUGUGAUGCUUUGUUUCCGUUAUUACAGAAGAAUUGGAUAGAAAGUGAUAGCUUGCGAUUGAUGAAAAACGGGGAGUAGUUAAUUAGAUUCUUCAACAAAUGUAUAUUAAAUCGAGACAUGACACAAUGUUACAAAAAUCAUAAAACAUAAAAAUGAGCGACAGAUAUAUUCAUCGUCCGCGUAUCGCUUAAACGUGAUGAAAAUGACGUAUCCCGGAUUAGUAUUACUUGUCGGAGUUGGAGUUGGAAUAGCGACUUUUCUGUAUUAUGUGUUCACUGAAAAUAACCGCACGGAUGGACAAUCGUUAUCGUAUUCGAGAAACAGAAGAUCAUCCGAAGACCACUAUGACGACCGCUCUUGGUCAACAUCGUCGCAUCCAACUGAAAAUGCACUAUUAAAUAGAAGAAGUUCAUCAAAUUCUUCGAAAAGUAAAGAAAGAAGAGACCUCGCGACAAGUAAAGAUGAUAUAAACAAUUGUUCAAUCUGCCAAUAUGCAUUAGUUGAUUCGGAUGUAAUACAAUUGCGUCCUUGUAGACAUAAUUUUCACAAGGAUUGCAUUAAUGAAUUGACAAAAUAUGAUCCUGGGGCCCUUUGUCCUAAUUGCAGAAGAAAAUUUAGGCCCGCGAUAUAAAUACGUCGUAUAUAUAUGCAAUACUCUGAAUCAUUUUUUACAGUUAUUUAUAAAUAUUAAUUAUUACAUGGUUGUUUCAAUUUU
Messenger RNA from Wasmannia auropunctata (little fire ant), 775 nucleotides. Its product is annotated as E3 ubiquitin-protein ligase ZNRF3-like. The transcript has 3 exons. Lineage: Eukaryota; Metazoa; Arthropoda; Insecta; Hymenoptera; Formicidae. The record is from RefSeq and is a predicted model, not a curated record. The coding region runs from base 257 to 691 and encodes 144 amino acids. Gene Ontology annotation, biological process: protein ubiquitination. Gene Ontology annotation, molecular function: ubiquitin protein ligase activity.